AGAUGACUGAUAUAAAGUCAGGACUCACAGAACCUCCUGCUACUGUGGUGACCUGAUCUGAUUUAGGAAGCUGUUUGUCAUUUUGGACUAACGCACCUACUAGCAAUCCCACUGGCCCUUCUCUGCCAUCUCACCCACACUGCCCUGGUCUGUGCCAGGGUCUUUCUCCUGGGAGAUCAGGGUAGAACUAACAGCCAGGCCAAUCCGAGGAUUAUUCUGAAGUUCAUGGAAGCAGAUGGAUCCAAAAUGAGCAUCAACCGAGUAACAUGAAAUUGUCAAUUGCCAGGAGCUGAACGUAUGAGAAUAUUUCCAAAACAGCCCCUCUUCGGUGCUGUCACAUCUCCAUCACAGUCUCACUCCUCUGUCGAAAUCAGAGAGCGGGCGAAUUCUCCGAAUCCUGAAUUUCAACCCCGGGGUGGGGGGGGGUUGCCAGCCAAUCCCACCUCUCGAUAAUCCAAUUGUUGGGAUCCACAUUCAGAAAUUGGUCAACUGGAUCAACCUGACCUGCCGUUUCCCAGAGACGAGUUAAUUCCGAAAACCAGAGACCGGCUGCACCUGUGUAAAACAGAGGAACAAACUGAUGUUGCAAUGAAUUUUUUGUGAGGGAGCACAAUGAGUGUCACUUUUUAAUAAAAGAAAUUACUGGCAAAUCCUGUCGAAAAAGGCCAAACGCAGCAAUUGGACAGCUGACCAAAGGACAAAGUCAGUCAUUCCGAGUGUGUUUUGGUUUUUAGAGUUGAUAAUCAGGAGGUAGUUUAGGGGGCGAGGUUAAAGAAGGAUUUCUGGAUUGCAAACGGACACAGGCUGCUCUCUCUCAGUCUCUCCAUGUGACUACGUUUCCGCUGUUAUGUUCCGGAGCUGUGACUAAACUUUCAGGGCCGAUGGGACUGGCUACCUCAGUGGUGAGAUUGCAGCCCGGGAGCCUGGCUCAGACAGCCCGCUAGCCGCUGCCCUGAAACCCGGAGCCGCUGCUAUCCGCGGCCGGCGGAAGGGAGACGGGCUCUCGGUGUAAGAAUGGAGCUCAGAAUCUGGUCGAUGUCGCUCACUCUCACAGCUCUCCUGAUGCUUGCUGGAGCGAGUUUGGUGAGGUCUCUGGGGAACUGCACCGUGGUUGACAUGGUGGCAUUCUGUAAGGAGCGCAGGUUUAAUCAUGUGCCAGAAGGUCUGCCCUUAAAAACCAAAGAGCUCCUUCUCAAUGGAAAUGGAAUUAAAGCAAUACACAAUAAUUCAUUGUCUGCAUACAGGCAUCUGCAUACACUGGACCUGAGUGGGAAUCAGCUUGAACUCAUUGAACCUGCAGCCUUCUCCCACAACAAGAACCUACAAAAUUUGAACCUAAUGAACAACCGGAUUGAUAUAAACUACACAAAGACUCGACUGGCACUAAGAAACCUCUCAGCUUUAACUAGCCUGGAUUUAUCUGGGAAUAGACUCAGCGAAGUUGCAGUGAGCGAUAUUGUACAAAAUCUGACCACACUUGAAUAUCUAUCUCUGGCCAGAAAUUUCAUCAUGAGAUUGGAACCAAGCACACUGGAGGGCCUUGCCCAACUUCGAGAAUUAAACCUGGAGAGCAAUUAUAUCUAUGAAAUUGAAAGCGGGACAUUUGAAGAUUUGAAAAGCCUAACCAGGUUGAACCUUGCCCACAAUCACAUCCCGUGCAUUGUAGAUUUCAGCUUGUACCAAGUGAAAACAUUAAAUAUUACUCACAAUGUGGUGGAACUGUUUUUAGCCAGAGAGAGCGAGACUGAAUUCCAACUGGAAACUCUGGACCUGUCCAAUAACAAACUGCUGUUUUUCCCACUCCUACCCAAACACAACAAGCUCAAAUUGCUGUUGCUGGCGGACAAUGAGAUGAAUUUUUACAAUGACCUGGCAAACGACUCAUCUUCUGAGGUCCAGUUCGUCCAAAUAGUUGGAAAUGUGACCAAUGUUACUUCCAUAAAUCUAUGGGACGAGGUAAUUUCCUUAAAUUUGCCUGAACUGCAGUUGCUGGAUAUGAGCCGGAAUUCAGUUCGAUAUCUCCCUCCUGGAUUUCUCCGAGGAAUAACCUCGCUGUCAGCUCUGCUACUCGACCAGAACUGUUUAAGGACCUUCUCUCUAACAGAGCAAGAUUCUCUCCUCUUUCUUCAGGCGAUCGAUCUCAGUCAUAACCAGUUGUCCCAGUUAAAUUUCAAUAUCAGCAGGCUGUGGAACCUAAACUAUUUCAAUCUCAGCUUCAACAAUUUGGAAUCGGUGCCGUCAGAUCUUUUUACAAAGAUGCCUUGGAUUACAACUUUAGACCUCAGUCACAACAGGGUCUCUGUUUGUGACUACCCUUUAGGAAAUAGGAGAAGGACUUUGGGCAGAGGUUGUGCUGCAUUGGCACAGAUCAAAUCGUUGAGGCAACUUUAUCUCUCUGACUGUGACUUGGCCACACUACCCGCCAAUGCUUUUGUUGGCUCGCCCUUAACCCAUUUGGAUUUAUCAUCCAAUGCUGGAAUCCGAUUGGAGGUGAGCAUGUUUCGAGCCGUGGCCAAGUCGUUGCAAUCCUUAUCUCUGAGGAACAAUGGAUUAGACUCUGACCAAAUAGGUUCUGGGCUGCAAGUGACUUUCAGCGAUCUGAAGACUUUGGACUUGUCUGAAAAUUCCAUAACGAGUCUUCAUCCCAUCCUCAAAACCCUUCCCCUAAGAUCGCUGGACCUACGGAAGAACAGACUGUCUGUGCUUCAACAGGACGUUCUGCAGAGCCUGUUGCAAAGUCUUCAAACUCUCUACCUGAGUGGCAAUGCCUUUGACUGUUGCCAGUUGAAAUGGUGGACCUUCCUCAUCAAAGCCGAGUCACUGACCAUUCCUGACAGAUCCUUAGUCACUUGCAACACGUCUUUCAAACUGGAGCACAUCGAUAGGAUUUCCCAGUCUACCAAAGCUAACUGCAAAUUUGAUAACACUGUUUUAAAGUAUUUCUUGUUGUUGCUGCCCACAAUUCUGUGCAUCCUCACUGUCUGCAUGAUGGUUCUACUCUCUUUGAGUUCCAAGUUGUUGCCCAAGUACGUGAAAGCCAAAUGCGGGUCGGGGGCUGAAUAUUAGUCGGGGUCUGUGCCAGCUCAAGGAGCCCAUUGCGGACACUGACAAUGCAUUGGGAAACUGCGUGUCACGCUGCUAAUGUGGGGAGUGGUGCCUACUGCCUCCCCGGGUGCAGCCAUGCUAAGGUGGGGCACCGCCUGCGGAUUUGGCAAUGGUCACACUGUGGUGUGUGAACACUGCGCUCGAGUGUAAGCACUAAUAAUUGGAAAGGGCUGGGGAUGGGGACACAGGAGCCCUGUGCCAACAACUUCCUGACCAUAAAAGUGGCAGGAGCUGACUGUGCACACUGCGUUUACUACUGAUGGAGAUGUCCUGAACUUGCACAAAAAAAACUUUCCAUAAUAUUUAUGGUGUAAUUAUUAAAGCUACAUGUACAGAAUAGAUAAGUGCCCAGGUAUGUGGGCCUUAAAGUAUUGUCGGAGAAAGAAAAUGGAACCCAAGAUGCAUUAAACUUUGAACCUUUAUAAAA
This is a messenger RNA of Rhincodon typus (whale shark), 3532 nucleotides long. RefSeq names its product transforming growth factor beta activator LRRC33-like. NCBI's taxonomy places the organism in Eukaryota, Metazoa, Chordata, Chondrichthyes, Orectolobiformes, Rhincodontidae. Bases 1015 to 3066 code for a protein of 683 amino acids. Gene Ontology annotation, molecular function: protein binding. The record is from RefSeq and is a predicted model, not a curated record. The transcript has 3 exons.